AUGACACCAGCAAACAGAACAAUGCGGACCCUCGCAGUGCAGAUGCACCCCAAGCAUCAACCGAAGCCUCAAACCCUACCAGUAUCGCCCCUGCUGAGGGGAUCCCAGGACAAAACCCCCAAGCCUCGCGCCGCCCGCUCUCCAACGACGGCCUCGUUUCCACAGCCCCCGGCCGUCGAGGAAUCCACGUCAGCUCCACCGCGGACGCCGAUGCCCUGGCGCUGGCGCUGCCACGCCUGCGGCGCCACGUUUCGGCUCGCCUGCACGCGGCGCUGUCUCUGCUGCAGCCACGUGCUGUGCACCGAGCGCGAUGGCAGGGGCAGGAUGUGUCGUGCCGAGUUUGACUAUGACGGGUGGGCUGCGUAUGGGGCGUGGAGGAGGGGGCGGAGGGGCGGCGGGAGGAGUGGGAAGCGGGUGACCGAGGGGAUGAGGCACGAGGUCGCUUCUUCUUCUUCUGCGGCUGCUGAUGACGGGGAUGGUAAUAUAGCGGUCGAGGGGCAGGGCUGCUUCUCCGAAUGUGACUGGCCCAGUCAGUGUCGGUAUCGAGCGAGGGAGAGGCUUGUUUCGCCUGUAACUGGUGUUGGGAUGUAUGAGGUGGCGGGGAUGGUGGAACAUGUUGAGGUAGCUUCGGGGGCCGCUGGGGGAAACGUCUGGAGGCGUGGAGAAGACGAGGAGGGCGAAGAGGACGAAGAGUAUGAAGAUGAUAAAGAGGAUGAAGGCGAUGAAGGCGAUGAAGAGGAAGAGGAGGCAGGCGCUUUCGCAAUGUUCAUCUGGUGCGAUGGCCCUGAGACGAUAGACCCGCAGUUGCUCGGUCUACACGGCCAGGCAGACGGGCAUUGGAGCUUGGCAGGGCAGAGGUGCGAGGACUGCAUAAUUGGGCAGGACAUCUGUAAAGGGACCGAGCUGUAG
This is a messenger RNA of Verticillium alfalfae VaMs.102, 909 nucleotides long. RefSeq lists its product with no specific name. The record is from RefSeq and is a predicted model, not a curated record. Bases 1 to 909 code for a protein of 302 amino acids. NCBI's taxonomy places the organism in Eukaryota, Fungi, Ascomycota, Sordariomycetes, Glomerellales, Plectosphaerellaceae. The transcript has a single exon.